Microdochium trichocladiopsis is the source of this 1743-nucleotide messenger RNA. Its product is annotated as CTLH/CRA C-terminal to lish motif domain-containing protein. Gene Ontology annotation, biological process: cytoskeleton organization; cell surface receptor signaling pathway. Gene Ontology annotation, cellular component: cytoplasm. The transcript has 8 exons. Bases 1 to 1743 code for a protein of 580 amino acids. NCBI's taxonomy places the organism in Eukaryota, Fungi, Ascomycota, Sordariomycetes, Xylariales, Microdochiaceae. The record is from RefSeq and is a predicted model, not a curated record. Gene Ontology annotation, molecular function: protein binding.
AUGAGCAACGGCUCUACAGACCACUACUGGACAAACAAGCACCGAAAUAACGGCUUCUUUGUCCCAUCGUAUCUCCGAGGGAGCAGCUACAUCCAGAAACUCGAGGAGGUUCAUCGGGCGCAAGCCGCCCAGAGGGAACUACAGUCCGCCGCGACAGCCAGCGCCAGCCUCCAGAAUGGACACUCCGGUGCGUCAGGUUCGAAGCAGGCGCCAGCAUCACAUAUGGGCAUGAAGAUUGAUGUUAUUGAGCGCGCACCGACCUCUGACUAUGACGACGUCGUGGCUCCGCUGCCGUCCAAGUGGAACAAGGAUGACAAGUACGGCGGGCUUGAGGUCAUUGGCGACGGGCAAGAGGUCAAGUACAACACUUCGAGGGGCACGAAGGACCAAGACCACGAGGUCUGCUCAAUCAGAGCAGAUCAUGCCAUGCCAAACCAAGCGGGUAUCUACUACUUCGAGAUCUCUAUCUUGUCCAGGCGGCGAGACGAAACUUCAGUAUGUAUAGGCGUCUCGAACAAAUCGGUACCCCUAUCCAGACCACCUGGGUGGGAGCCCGAGUCCUGGGGAUAUCACGGCGACGAUGGCGAAGUAUAUGUGGGCGCGAAUGUUGGUAAAAAGUACGGCGCACGGUUCGGCCCAGGUGACUUUGUCGGCUGCGGCGUAAACUUUCGGACACGCAAGAUCUUUUUCACGCGGAACGGAUCCAUACAGAACUCAGGGCAGCGUGAGUCGUUCCGAUCCAACAUAAAGGGCAAGCUGUACCCCACGAUCGGGGUGAAGAAGACCGGGGAGCACAUUCGCGUCAACUUUGGACACACCCCAUUCGUAUUUGACAUCGAUGCUAUGAUGGCGAAAGAACAACAAGCUAUCCAAGAGUCCAUAGCCCAGACCAGCAUUGAACGUCUAGUACCUGGCAUGGACGAGACCGAGCUGAUACAACAACUGGUGCUCCAAUUUCUGCAACACGACGGCUACGUUGAGACUGCACGGGCCUUUGCGGAUGAGAUUCACCAGGAGAAGCAGGCACUAAACCUGAACUCGAACAAAACUAUUGACAGCGCCACGAUCAAGGAUGAUGAAGACGCUAAUCGUCGGCAACGCAUCAGGAGAGCGGUCCUCGAGGGAGAUAUCGACAAAGCCCUCAAAUAUACGAAUCUCUACUAUCCUCAAGUUUUGGAAGAGAACGACCAUGUGUACUUCAAGCUGCGAUGUCGAAAGUUCAUCGAGAUGGUGCGCAGAUCGGCCGAGCCGAACAACAACGGCCUGAGGAAGAAGAGCAGCAGUCGCACGCUAAGCGAUGUUCCUAAUGAAAUGGACGUCGACGAGAACGGCUUCGAUGACGAGAUGGAGACCGAAGAUGGGUCAGAGCCAGGGACAGAGGACCAGGACCUUUUGUCCCAGACGAUCGCAUAUGGGCAGUCCUUGCAAGCCGAGUUCAAAGAUGAUCCCAGGCGGGAUGUCAGGAAGACGUUGCAAGACAUCUUUGCCUUGCUAGCAUAUCCGAACCCGCUCAAGGUCAAGGAGCUCGCGCCACAGCUUGACCGCAGGGGUAGGGCCGCUGUGGCUGAAGAUCUGAACUCUGCCAUCCUAUCAUCCCUGGGCAAGUCUUCUCGGUCGGCUCUGGAAACUCUGUAUGGGCAGACGAGCGUCUUGCUGGACUAUCUACGUGAGGAUGGGGGCUCUGGGUCCUUUGUGAGCAUCCAGUCGAUUGUCGACGAUAUCCCAAAGUCGCCCACUUUCUGA